AUGGCUCUCCCCUUUUCAUUUACUCCCUUGAAAGAUCUCAAACCUUACAAAAAUACUUGGCGUAUUCAAGGUGACAAAAUAGGAGCUACUGUGAGAAAGGAUCAUAUCAACAAGUUUGAAGCAGAUUUGGUUCCUGGUACUUGGAAAAUUAUAUCAACUUUUGGUUUGAAUCUAUGUACAGCCUACUUGCGUCCUUCUCUUAUAAAGUAUAAGAUCAGUACCAGAUAUGAUACGACAAUUUCUCCUUCUGGUAAUGUAUCUGAUAAUCACUACCUAUCAUUCACAUCGUUUGAUAGUAUACUUGCUGGAAACCUUGACAAAAAUCUGAUGCUAGAUGUUAUUUGUCAAGUAGUCAGUUCUGUAGGGAUAAAAGAAAUCACAAGUCGUAACAACAUUACCAGGAAGAAAAUUAAGUUUGAGAUAAGAGACACUGAGGAUAAUCGAUUAUCAUGUACUCUAUGGGAAACCUACGCUGAAGCUUUAGAUCGUGCUAUUAAUGAGUCAAGUGAUUGUAUGGUCAUGUGUUUCCUACGCUUUGUUAAACAAAACAGCUUCAAAGAGAAACGAUACAUUGAGAAUGCUUUUAAUUCUUCUAUCUUGAUGAUCAAUCCUCAGCUACCAGAGAUGGAGGCUUUUCAGAACAUUCUUCUUGCGGAUCAAUUGGCUUUAACAAUCACCAAUUCUGGUGGGAAGAGAGUUUAUAACACUUCUGGUAGCAAGAGUGGUCUUGAAUUCCCUUUGCAAAUGAUCGCUGAUGUACUUGCUGAAACAGAGGUAGGAAAAUGUAGAAUCGCAUGUUCUAUAUCAGGAAUCGAUACAGAUUGGGGUUGGUUCUAUAUUAGUUGUUGCAAGUGUAAUAAGAAGGUUGAUAAAGAGGACCCCACGGUUAAAUUGGAAGAUGUCAAGAAACCAAGCAAACCAAGGUGGAGGUGUGAAACUUGUAACGAGUGGGCCACGUUGAUUGAACCUAAGUACAAAUUACAUGUCCACGUGUGGGACAAAAGUGGUGUGACCAAAGUUUUCUUCUUUGAUACUUGGGCAUCAAAAAUCGUGGGAGUUUCCGCAGCUGAAAUACUAAAUGGUUCAUUUGAAGAGAUUAUGGAUCCUAAUCUCAUCGCUGAUCAAAUUAAGGCUGUCUGUGGCAAGACAUUUCAAUUUCUGAUAUGUAUUGCUGGGGACAAUCUUUCUGGUGCUAGAGAUAGUUACAAGGUUGCUAAUGUCUGGGAAGGCAAUAAAUUCAUGGAAAUUGGUAAUGAAGAAUCGGAAAAUACUAUAGACCGAAUUAGUCUCACCAAUUCUAAACAGCGCAAAACAGAAUCGAUCCACCCUACCAUUGAUCAAUCAUCUACAAGUAAGAAACAAUGUUCCAAUCACUCUACUGAUUUCACCGAAGAUAAAGGAGAUUAUCCUACCAAGGAUUUGAAUGAAGUCAUUAGCUGUGAAGAUGUUGAUCACGGAAAAGCAUAG
Camelina sativa (false flax) is the source of this 1467-nucleotide messenger RNA. Lineage: Eukaryota; Viridiplantae; Streptophyta; Magnoliopsida; Brassicales; Brassicaceae. The record is from RefSeq and is a predicted model, not a curated record.